CGCGGCGGCCGAGGCGGGAAGUGCAAGCUGAGUGCAAGCGGCUGCGCCAUGGCGCGAGUGUGGCAGCACCCAUUCCUCAACGUCUUCAGACAGUUCAAGGUGGACGAGUGGAAGCGGUCCACUAAGGAGGGCGACGUGGCCACGGUGAUGGACAAGACCCUAAAGUGCACUGUGUAUCGCAUUAGAGGCACUGUCUCCGCCAGCAAUUACAUCCAGCUCCCCAAAACCAGCACGCAGUCCCUGGGGCUGACAGGACGAUACCUGUACUUGCUUUUCCGACCCCUGUCCACCAAGCACUUCGUCAUCCACCUGGACUUGUCCACUGAGGACAGGCAGGUCAUCCGUGUAUCCCUUUCCAACCUCUUCAAGGAAUUCAAGUCUACAGCCACGUGGCUUCAGUUCCCCUUUAUUUGUGAAGGGACGUCCAGGAAAGACCUGGCAGGUGCGGCUCCCCCUGGUGCCCGCUGGACCUGCCUGCAGCUGGACCUGCACGACCUCCUCCUUGUCUACCUGAACCGGCGCUACAGCCAUCUCAAGAGCGUCCGGCUGUGUGCCAGCCUGCUGGUCCGAAACCUCUACACCAGCGAUCUGUGCUUCGACCCAGCUGUCACUGUCGCCGAGGCCCGGCGGGCAAAGCUGCCCGUCACCCCCAUGCCUCGAGAAAUGGCGUUUCCAGUGCCAAAGGGGGAGAACUGGCACGACCACUACAUUCACAUCCGGUUUCCAAGCGACAGCCCAGCAGCGCCCUCCAAGCUGGUCCAGAGGAACUGCUCCCCUCCUGAGGCAGGCUUCCCGAGACAUGUGCCACAGCUUCUCCCUCGCCCAGGGCCCUUCAGCAGGUCCAGGCCGGACAGCGGGUCCCCUGUGGUUCAGACGCUUGGCCCCACAGCUGUGAGUGCCUGUGCCCCUAGACAUGGGGCUAAGGAAGGUAGCCCCAGGGUCUGGCGGACACUGUCCCCUCCACAGUCCUGGCAGGCCUCCUUGGGGCUCCUUCCAGAGGAUGGCCUGUCCUCUGAAUGCUCAGAAGUCUCCAUCGUGGGUGGCUCCGGGGUUGAUAGACGAGAGCCCCCAGCCAGCGCGAAGGCCACUCACAAGCUUGCUGCUGGCAGUGGCCCUCCGGUGUCUGCGGCUGUGGUGCCCCCGGCCCCAGAGGAUGCAACCAAGCAUGAGAGCUUCCUGCCAGAUCCGGUCCUGAGGCUCAAGAGAGUCAUUGGCCUUGGGGGCCACAGCACUAAAUGGGCCCUGUGGACCAAGGAUGGGGCUGCUGUCGUGUACCCCUGCCACGCGAUCAUUGUGGUCCUGUGCAUUGACACCCGGGAGCAGUGCUUCUUCCUCGGCCACACAGACAAGGUCUCUGCCCUGGCACUGGAUGGGAGCAACUCUCUGCUGGCCUCAGCCCAGGCACACCCCCACGGCAUGCUGCGUCUCUGGGACUUCCAGACCAGGAGCUGCCUGUCCCUGUUCCGGAGCCCUGUCCACACCGUCUGCUCCCUCAGCUUCUCCGACAGUGGGGCACUACUCUGCUGCAUUGGCAAGGACCGCCAUGGGAAGAUGAUGGUGGUGGCCUGGGGCACUGACCAGGUGGGGCGAGGCGGUGAGGCCGUCAUUCUCGCAAAGGCAAACACCGACGUCGACAUCCAGGCUUUUGAGAUCGCCUUUUGUAAUGAAACCAGGAUGGCGUCGUGCGGGCGGGGCAAUGUGCGGCUGUGGCGGCUUCGCGGUGGGGGCCUGUGCUCCUGCCCUGUGGACCUGGGGGAGCAUCACGCAGUCGAGUUCACGGACCUGGCCUUUGGGAAGGCCCAGGACGGCCACACGCUCUACGUUUGCAGCCGUAGUGGUCACAUCCUGGAGAUCGACCACCAGCGCAUGGCUGUGCGGCGCGCUCGCUAUCUCCUGCCCACGCAGACUCCCGGCAGCCCCCUCCCACAGAAGCAGGCCUUCAGCUUGGGCCCCGGCAUCGCCAUCAGCAGCCUCAGCGUCUCCCAGGCUGAGUGUGCGGUGGGCUCGGAGGACGGCUACCUGCGCCUCUGGCCUCUGGACUUCUCCUCUGUGCUCCUGGAGGCAGAGCACGAAGGCCCCAUCAGCUCAGUCCGACUCAGCCCCGAUGGCUUGCAUGUGCUGUCCACCACCUCCUCGGGCCAUCUGGGCUUCCUGGACGUCCCCUCCCGGGAGUAUAAUGUGCUGGUGCGCUCCCACACUGCCCCGGUGCUGGCCCUCGCCACCGAGUGCAGCCGAGGACAGCUGGCCACCGUGUCCCAGGACCACACUGUCCGAGUCUGGGAUCUGUCAACCCUGCAGCAGCUCUACGACUUCACGUCGCCCGAGGAAGCGCCGUGUGCAGUCGCCUUCCAUCCCACGCAGCCAGUCUUCUUCUGCGGCUUCAGCAGCGGGGCCGUCCGCUCCUUCAGCCUGGAGGCCACCAGGGUCCUGGUGGAACACAGGUGUCACCAAGGAGCUAUCACCGGCCUGGUCACCAGCCCCGAUGGCAGCCUCCUGUUCAGUGCCUGCUCUCAGGGCGCCCUGGCCCAGUACCACUGCACUGCCACUUGCUGCCGCGUCCUGCGUGUUGCAGCCAACGUGGUGUGCCGGGAUGCCCUCCCAAGUCCCAACGCCUUGGCCGUCAGUGGGGACAACCGCUUGCUGGCCUUCAUGGGUCCCUUUAAGUACAUGGUGACCAUCAUGGACGCAGCCUCCCUGGAUGAUCUGCUACGGGUGGACGUCAGUGCCCUGGACCCGGCCAGCAGCGGCCUGGACUCGGCUGUGGCUGUCUGCUUCAGUCCCGCACCCCGUAGCCACCUGCUGGUGUCCUUGUCAUCCAACAAGGUUGUGGUGCUAGACGCCAUAUCGGGCCGCCUGGUUCGAGAGUUUUGUGAUGUGCACCCCGUGGCCUGCUCCGCCCUGGCUCUCAGCGGGGAUGCCCGCUUGCUGCUGACAGCUGCCGACCGAGCCAUCAAGGUGUGGGACUACUUAACGCAGUCUGACCCCAGCUGCCAGGUGUACAUUGGCCACUCGGAGCCCGUGCAGGCUGUGGCCUUCACCCCUGACCAGCAGCAUCUCCUCAGCGUGGGAGAUGCCAUCUUCCUCUGGGACAUCCUGGCCUCCCCGGAGAGGUCGCCCCCAGAAAGCGUCCCAGGCUCACCCGGGCCCCCCCCAACCUGUGAGGCUGUGAGUGGUCGCACCGCAGUGGAAGGUCCAAAUGCAAGUCAGCAGGAGGAUGCGCUGUCCGGGACCAAUGGGCUCCCUCGGUGGCCCGUGCCAUCCCAGGCAGCCCCACCCCAGCUGAGCAUCUGUGCUGGGCCCUUAGAUGGCGGCGAUGGCACUUCCUCUGUGUCAGAUGAAGGACCCCCUGAGGAGAGCCACAGCCCUGAGGGGCUCUGCCAGGCCCCAGGCCCACCCGUGCUGGUGCAGAAGGAGGCCUGUGGGGCUGGAGACGGGGCCGCAGGGCGCCCUUGGGACCCCAGCGUGCUGCCCCACCCCCAUGGCCAGCCUAGUAAGCAAGGUGCCUGGAGCCUCAGGAGAGCCAGGACCCAGCCCACUGCCCGCCCGGACGCCUACAAACACUUCACAGCACGCUACAAAGCCUCCCUGAUGGCCAAGGUUGUACCGGGGUGGGAUCCUCACAGCCUCUGCCGCAGGUGGACACCCAGAGGGUCGGGGGUGAGGGUGGCACAGCCCUGUGGUUUCUGGGAGUGUCCCUUCUUCCUAAUUCAUGGGUUCCCCCGGGUCUCCCUGGCGCUGCUGCCAAAGUUGACGGCGGUGCAGGCCUUGACAGUGGUCACUUCACAGAACGUUUCCUCCCCUCCUGCGGGGGGCGAGUGGCUGCACCUGAAGGCUGUUGUGGGCUACAACGGGAAUGGGCGGGCCAACGUGAUCUGGAGGCCAGACACAGGCUUCUUUGCCUACACCUGCGGCUGCCUGGUGGUAGUGGAGGACCUGCACUCCGGCUCCCAGCAGCACUGGCUCGGCCACUCCGAGGAGAUCUCCACGCUGGCUCUCAGCAACGACGCCCAGGUCCUGGCCUCGGCCUCCGGGAGUAGUGGUGCCGCCUCUGGCUGCCAGAUCCGCAUCUGGGAUGUGCCUGGGGGUUCCUGCCAGCAGCUCCUUUCUCACCACUGCACCGCUGUGCAAGCCCUAGCCUUCUCGCUGGAUGAUCGGCUCCUUGUCACACUAGGGGACUAUGGUGACCGAACCCUGGCCCUGUGGAGCAUGGCCACCUAUGAGCUCGUUUCGUCUACCCACCUCCCAGAGCCGGUGCACGACAUGGCCUUCAACCCCUGGGGUGCCGGGGAGCUCGCCUGUGUGGGCCAGGGUGCCCUCACCUUGUGGCUCCUGCAGCAGCGCGGGGCCGACAUCAGCCUCCAGGUGCACCGAGAGCCCAUCCCCGAGACGGUGGGGGCGGGCGAGCUGACGUCCCUGUGCUAUGGGGCCGAGCCGCUGCUGUACUGCGGCUCCAAUGCCGGCCAGGUCUGUGUCUGGGACACGAGUGCCAGCCGUUGCUUCCUGGCCUGGGAGGCUGACGACGGUGAGAUCGGAGUGCUGCUGUGCUCGGGAUCGCGGCUGGUCAGUGGCAGCAACACCAGGCGGCUGCGCCUGUGGGCCGUGGGAGCUGUGGCGGAGCUGAGGCGCAAGGGCUCCGGAGCCAGGUCCAGCUCUGUGUUCAUGGAGCGAGAGCUGACCCUGGACGGGGCCAUUGUGAGCGCUGUCUUCCACGAGAGCAUGGACAUGGGUGUGGUGGGCACCACAGCGGGCACGCUCUGGUAUGUCAGCUGGGCCGAGGGCACCAGUACCCGCCUCAUCAGCGGCCACAGGAGCAAGGUGAACGAGGUGGUCUUCAGCCCCAGCGAGUCCCACUGUGCCACGUGUGGAGACGAUGGGAGUGUGCGGGUGUGGUCCUUGUCCAGCAUGGAGCUGGUAAUCCAGUUCCAGGUGCUGAACCAGAGUUGCCUCUGCUUGGCUUGGAGCCCCCCAUCCUGUGGGCGCCCAGAACAGCAGCACAUGGCGGCAGGUUACAGUGAUGGCACGUUGCGUGUCUUCAACGUCUCUCGAAUCUCCAUGGAGCUCAAGAUGCAUCCACACCUGGCUGCGCUGACGGCCAUCGCCUUCUCUGCUGACGGUCAGACCAUCAUCUCUGGAGACAAGGACGGGCUUGUGGCGGUGAGCCAGCCACGCACAGGUCUGACCUUCCGCACACUGAGCGACCACCGGGGCGCUCCCAUCUCUACCAUCCAGAGCACGAGCAAGGAGGUGAAGUGGCCAGCAGGCCUCAUCUGGGGGGUGCUGGCAGAGAAGGGGCUUGGGCAGAGUGGGGCAGGAGGUACUCACCUGCCCUUACCCGCCCAGAAUGGAGCCUUCGGGGUGGAGGGCACAGACUUGUGGUUGGCCGCCAGCGGGGACCAGCGGGUCAGCAUCUGGGCCUCCGACUGGCUGCGGGACUGCUGUGAGCUGGUGGACUGGCUGAGCUUCCCGGCACCGAUCCUCACGGAGGUGAGGGUCCUGGGGGCACCUCGGGUGGGGUCGGUGCCUGCCCAUCCUGCCACAGCACGUUGUGCCUUUCCUCAGGCUUCAGACUGCUCGCCACCCUCCCUCGCCGCCUUCUGUCCCUGGGAUAGGACGCUGCUGGUGUGUGCAGGCCUCGGCCCCCAUCCAGAGGUGGUCUUUUACAGCCUCUGCCUGAAGCAGGUGGUGAAGAAGAUCCCACUGCCUUUCUUUGCUGUGUCCCUGAGUCUGUCCCCCAGGGCCCACUUCAUGGCCAUUGGCUUUGCUGAGCGUGUGCUGAGGCUGGUGGACUGUGUGUCAGGGGCCGCACAAGACUUUGCUGGCCACGACGACGGGGUACAGCUCUGUAGGUUUGCCCCGUCUGCCAGCCUGCUCUUCACGGCGGCCCACAACGAGAUCUUGGUGUGGGAGGUCACAGACUGCUGAGCUGCACUGGGGACCUUGGGGUCAGGUGUGCUGUCCCGGUCACACUGGGCACCUGGCCUGGGCAGGGGCUCUCCUGAGAAGCCGGGUUAGUGGAGAACCUCGUGCUAGGCCAGGGUGGCUGGGUGGGCGCAGUCCCUUCACACUGGUUGGGCUCAGGACUCUCUGUAUGUAAAUCAUCAAGACCCCAAACAUGUGUAAAGUGCUUGUUGGCACCUGAGUGCUUUUCUGUGUUUCUACCUGUACAGUUGAAAUAAAUGUGGGUGUUGCAUUGUC
Messenger RNA from Myotis lucifugus (little brown bat), 6195 nucleotides. It is a transcript of the gene WDR90, whose product is annotated as WD repeat domain 90. Gene Ontology annotation, cellular component: centriole. The coding region runs from base 49 to 5922 and encodes 1957 amino acids. The record is from RefSeq and is a predicted model, not a curated record. Gene Ontology annotation, molecular function: protein binding. NCBI's taxonomy places the organism in Eukaryota, Metazoa, Chordata, Mammalia, Chiroptera, Vespertilionidae. The transcript is spliced from 39 exons.